Phytophthora nicotianae INRA-310 is the source of this 1485-nucleotide messenger RNA. RefSeq lists its product as hypothetical. Lineage: Eukaryota; Oomycota; Peronosporomycetes; Peronosporales; Peronosporaceae. The transcript has a single exon. The coding region runs from base 1 to 1485 and encodes 494 amino acids. The record is from RefSeq and is a predicted model, not a curated record.
AUGGCGUUCUGUGCCGGAAGAGAGGCCAAGGACUGGCAGGACGACGGCUGGGAGGCCGAGGUGGACGAGAUUGAGCAGGAGGACGCACUUUUCGGUAGUAUAGACGAAGACGAGCUGGAAGGAGUCGAGCAGGACGCGUUAAUGACCGGUUUGUUCUCGAUGGAGCGCGAUGCGAUAGAGCUAGACUUGGUGGAGAGGCUCUCGUGGGACGCCGCUAGUGAGGCCUCUAGCGACGAAGAAGAGGGCACGUCACCGCUCAUGCUACCGACUCCUCUUGAUACUACAGGAGAGGCGCAGUGGAAUCUCAUCUCGCCGUGCUCCGAGACCACAUCACCUCGCCCUUCAACGACCGCGACGCUGUCUCCAUUGACACGAGUGUCAAUCUCGUCUCCUGUGCGCCAGUUGCGAUUCUUUGAACCUGAGCACGAGCCUACAGAUGAAAAGAUUAAAGCAGCGAUCGAAGAAGAGGAAGAAGAGGAGGAGGAGGUGGCCCCCUUCGACCCUGAGACGUGCUGGACCGCCGACACAAACAGUGUGUUGUCAUCUCCAGUAGCUAAAGCAAAUCCGUUCCCUACCUACGAACCGGAGUCUACAGAGACAAACUAUAUGCUCGAUAACGACAUCAUCAGUGACAGCGACGAGGAGGAAGAUCAACAGACUGCAGCGUCAUCACUUCGACCGAGUCUUCUUCCUAGAGUACCAUCGAUCGCGCAGUGGAGACGACAGAAAGCUCGAACCUGUUCAGGAGCAGGGUCUGCAGGGAUGCCGAGUGCGCUGUCACUUGCUACAUUCAAAGCCCGUACGCGCUCAUUAUCUCAAUCCCGGAAUCAGAACGAAGAUGAAGAUGAUGGAGACUUCUCCAGUGAUGACGAGGGCUACACACCAGAGCUGCAUCGUCGUCGUGCGUCUGAGACUGAGCCUGUUGGUGCGAGUCAAUGGCGACGAUCAAGACAUACGGGCAUGAACUUUACGAAUCAUCGACUGAGCGUGAGUGUGAGUAUGAAUCCAGCCAUGAUGACCAGGCGGUUGCAGGAGGCGAAGAGCAAGUUGAACAGCGGAUUGCACCUGCUGCGAUCAGGCUCGACUGCGUCCACAGUUACGAGUGAGGAGAGCUAUCUGGACAGUCCUGCAUGUGAAGAGAUCAAGAGCGCCCCUGCUGGAAUCUAUCGAGAACCCAGCAUCUUCUCCGACGCUGCAACAUCCACAAGUCUUAUUAGCGCUGCCAGCGCGUACAGUGUCGAGGCUGACACGAACAAGCACCAUCCUACUCGUCAGCAACAACUGCGUGCAGGAGUCUUCAAAGCUGCUGGGCUCUUCAAUGCCGCGUCCGCUGAGGCUGCGCGCAAACUCAAGUCACGUGGCUUCCGUGCACCACACUUACCUAGACAAAAAGCCGCCAGCGAGACGGAAGAAGAGGAUCCCGAGUUGUCAACGUCGUGUCCAGGUGCUUCUCCUGUUCCCGUUCAAGCAAAGACAAAGAUAUAA